This is a messenger RNA of Setaria italica (foxtail millet), 943 nucleotides long. Its product is annotated as non-specific lipid transfer protein GPI-anchored 2. The transcript has 2 exons. Lineage: Eukaryota; Viridiplantae; Streptophyta; Magnoliopsida; Poales; Poaceae. The record is from RefSeq and is a predicted model, not a curated record. Bases 4 to 573 code for a protein of 189 amino acids.
UCGAUGGGGUCGCUGAACCUGAUGAUCAUCAGGCUGCUCGCGGUGGUGACGACGGCGCUGCUGGCCGCGCCGGCGUCCGGGCAGGGUCAGGCCGGGGCGGCGUCGUGCACGGCGUCGCUGAUCACCAGCUUCACCCCGUGCCUCAACUUCCUCACCAACGGCGGCGGCGGCGGCUCGGCGCCGACGCAGGACUGCUGCCGGUCCCUGGCGGAGCUGAUGAGCGCGAGCACCGGCUGCGCGUGCCUCAUCCUCACCGGCAACGUGCCGCUCGGUGUGCCCGGCGUCAACCGUACGCUCGCCGUCGCGCUGCCCAAGGCAUGCAACUCCGCCGCCGUCCCGCUGCAGUGCAGAGACACGUCGGCUCAGAUCCCAGCUCCCGGCACCGGCGCCGACGUUCCGUCCUCCGCGACGCCGGCAACACCGGAGGUGGAGCCGACCGCGACGGCGCCGGUUAGCCAGGAGCAGACGAGGCCGGUGGUGCUGCCGAGCUCCGGCCGGAGAGCGAGCGUUGAUGCCCCCGCGACGACGGCGGCGUUCGUGCUGCUGCUCGCCGUUGGAGCUGCACUCGUGUGAUCGGCAGACCUUGCUCUGGUCUGCUGAACAUGAACAGGCAGAAGCAACGGAGUUGUGUAUAGUUGCAGAGUUCUUUAUACCUGAGCUUGUAUAGUUGCAGAAUGGUGCAGGCUGCAGGCAUUCGGGUUAAUUAGUACUCUAUCCUAAAUUACCGUUCAUUUUGACUUAUCUAGCUACGUAGCUUUUGUUAUACACUUAAAUAUAUAUUAUAUUUAGAUACAUGGUAAAACGUUAUGUAUCUAGAAAAAUUAAAAUGAAUAGUGAUUUGGGACGAAGGGAUGUUUGUUUGUGAGUGAUUUAAUUUGAGGGUGUUGCAUUGGCUGUACGAUCUGAUUAUGAAUUUAGUGCAUUCUUUCAGGAUUCCUGAGCA